Messenger RNA from Phragmites australis (common reed), 1862 nucleotides. RefSeq names its product 4-hydroxy-3-methylbut-2-enyl diphosphate reductase, chloroplastic-like. The transcript is spliced from 7 exons. Gene Ontology annotation, molecular function: metal ion binding; 4-hydroxy-3-methylbut-2-enyl diphosphate reductase activity. NCBI's taxonomy places the organism in Eukaryota, Viridiplantae, Streptophyta, Magnoliopsida, Poales, Poaceae. Gene Ontology annotation, biological process: isopentenyl diphosphate biosynthetic process, methylerythritol phosphate pathway; dimethylallyl diphosphate biosynthetic process. The record is from RefSeq and is a predicted model, not a curated record. The coding region runs from base 152 to 1264 and encodes 370 amino acids.
GGGCGCGAGACGGUGAGAGGCGCGGAGAUAAGAAGGCGGAUCCCGAGCCAAGGCAGCUAAUCGCAGUUCGCCCCUCGCCGGCCGCCUGCUGCUGCUCCGCUAGUGCUUCCCCGCAACUCCACCGUGCACCACGAGGUUCGCGGAGACAGCGAUGGCGACCAUCACCACGCAGCUCCGCUCCGCACUGCUCUCCCCGGCGGCCUCCUCCUCGGCGCGCCGACUCGGGGGCAGGCGCGCGUCCUCCUCCGUCCGGUGCGACUCCUCCUCCCCGCCCGCGGCGUCGGCGGCCGUGUCGCUCGACACGGACUUCGACAAGAAGGCCUUCCGCCACAACCUCACCCGCAGCGACAACUACAACCGCAAGGGGUUCGGCCACAAGGAGGAGACGCUCGAGCUCAUGAGCCAGGAGUACACCAGUGAUGUGAUCAAGACGCUCAAGGAGAACGGGAACCAGUACACGUGGGGGCCCGUCACCGUGAAGCUGGCGGAGGCCUACGGCUUCUGCUGGGGCGUCGAGCGCGCCGUGCAGAUCGCCUACGAAGCGCGCAAACAGUUCCCCGAGGACCGCAUCUGGCUCACCAACGAAAUCAUCCACAACCCCACCGUCAACAAGAGAUUGGAUGAGAUGGGUGUAGAAAUCAUUCCUGUUGACGCGGGUAUCAAGGAUUUUAAUGUUGUUGAACAAGGCGAUGUUGUUGUGUUGCCUGCAUUUGGAGCUGCCGUGGAGGAGAUGUACACACUAAACGAGAAGAAAGUGCAGAUAGUUGAUACCACUUGCCCUUGGGUUUCAAAGGUGUGGAACAUGGUCGAAAAGCACAAGAAGAGUGACUAUACUUCGAUUAUUCAUGGAAAAUAUUCCCAUGAAGAAACUGUUGCCACUGCUUCUUUUGCGGGAAAGUACAUCAUUGUGAAGAAUAUAGCAGAGGAAAGACAAGACGCUAUGUAUCAGCUAGUGAAGGAGAAAGUUGACCUCAUUCUGGUUGUUGGAGGGUGGAACUCCAGUAACACCUCUCAUUUACAAGAAAUUGGAGAACUCAGUGGAAUUCCGUCAUACUGGAUUGACAGUGAACAAAGAAUUGGACCAGGAAACAGGAUCAGCUACAAGCUAAAUCAUGGUGAACUUGUCGAGAAAGAGAACUGGUUACCUGAAGGGCCUAUUACAGUUGGUGUUACUUCUGGUGCCUCAACUCCGGAUAAGGUUGUUGAGGAUGCGCUGCAGAAGGUAUUUGAGAUCAAGCGUCAGGAAGUUUUGCAGGUUGCGUAAAUUUUUUAGCAGAAAUUUGGUAACGAGCAUAAUAGCUGAUGGCUUGGCAAAGGUUAGUAGAACCAUUGCACAUGCAAUGCUUGUACAGUAGCUAAGAAUGUAACGCUUUAGGCAUAUACUAUCACAGGGCUUUCCUUGGGCUGGGAUUUACAGUCUGGUGGAAUGGAAUAUUGUAAUCAUUGAUAUGAAUAACAGUUGCAUCAGCUGUUAUAACUUUGUUGGCCCUUUAGUUAAUGUCAGGGGAGUGUCUCUUCCAUAUGAAGAAGGAAAUAAUCUACAAUUUGUCACUGAAUAAGUGUCUAUUUUACGAUAUAACAUUCAUUGUGAGAAUGACAUGUGGAAUCUGGACCUGUAUGUCAUUGACACACUAAUUGCAUAUCGUAGAAUAGACAACUUAUUUAGUGGUGAAUAGUAGAAUCUCUCGUGAAGAAGACCCCAUGUGUUAGGUCUUGUAUUGAGCUUAGAUUCAGGAUUUCCUGUACCUGUCGAAACUCGUAAGUGCAAAAAAUGCAGAGUUCCUGUGUAUAAUAAGCUUAAAUCCAGUUUUGAUAUGUUAUCAGCUGUAAUAGAAAUCGUAAUGAACUUCAACUUACUCUCU